AUCCUACUAAAAGAGAUGGUGAAGGAGACGGUUACGUCGGCGAAGACGUGUUCACACUGUGGCCACAAUGGUCAUAACGCACGGACUUGUCUUAACGGUGUUAAUAAAGGAACCGUUAAACUGUUCGGCGUUAACAUAUCGUCUGAUCCGAUUAGGUCGCCUGAGGUAACGGCGUUAAGGAAGAGUCUCAGUCUAGGAAAUCUCGAGUCUCUUCUCGCUAACGAUAACAGUAACGGUAACGGUGAUCCGAUCGCUGCCGUUGAAGAUACCGGCUAUCAUUCCGAUGGUCAGAUUCAUUCUAAAAAGGGGAUAUCCGCUCAUGAUAAGAAAAAGGGGAAGCCAUGGACGGAAGAAGAACAUCGAAUUUUCUUAGUCGGAUUGAAGAAACUGGGAAAAGGAGAUUGGAAAGGAAUUGCAAAGACUUUCGUGACGACAAGAACACCAACACAAGUCGCGAGUCAUGCUCAGAAAUAUUUUCUUAGGUUAAAUGCUAACGACAAGAGGAAAAGACGUGCUAGUCUCUUUGACAUCUCUCUCGAAGAUCAGAAGGAGAAAGAGAAGAACUCUCAAGUGAUGAAGACAGAUGCAUCAACUUCAUCAUCGAAGACUCCAUUUAAACAACCAGUAACCGGCCGAUCUCAAGAACCGGUACAAGUUCAAACUCAAACCGAGAUAUCAAAGCGGUUUCAGAAUCUAUCAAUGGAUCAGUACAUGCCAGUCUACCAAACCGUACCACCUUACUACAACAUUCCACCUUUUAUGUUCCAUCCAAUGUACUACGCCAAUCCUGAACCGAUUAGGUUUGUUCACCCUUCUGGUAUACCUGUACCAAGGCAUUUACCGAUUGGUACGCCUCAACCUGAUCAGUCAAAUAAGGCUUCUCAAAUGGCAAAGAAAGACUCGUUGGAGCUUGAUAUCGGUUUGCCUUCACCUCCUUCUCCUCCACAAUCUACCGGAGCAACCGACUUGACGGCCCAUGGCGUCAUUCAUGUGAAAUGA
Eutrema salsugineum is the source of this 999-nucleotide messenger RNA. Its product is annotated as probable transcription factor At5g61620. Bases 16 to 999 code for a protein of 327 amino acids. Gene Ontology annotation, biological process: response to gibberellin; response to ethylene; response to auxin. The record is from RefSeq and is a predicted model, not a curated record. Gene Ontology annotation, molecular function: DNA binding; zinc ion binding. NCBI's taxonomy places the organism in Eukaryota, Viridiplantae, Streptophyta, Magnoliopsida, Brassicales, Brassicaceae. The transcript has 4 exons.